Molecule: messenger RNA, 2389 nt
Organism: Ilyonectria robusta
Lineage: Eukaryota; Fungi; Ascomycota; Sordariomycetes; Hypocreales; Nectriaceae
Exons: 3
Coding region: 82-2148 (688 amino acids)
Source: RefSeq, a predicted model, not a curated record
CUGCGUCAGUUCCACUCUUGGCGCUUGUUACGGGUGGUCAGCCCAGCGUCUCCAGUGCCCGACUCACCUGUCUGACACUUGAUGAUGCCCGCCACGUGGGACAAGAAACCCGCCACUGGGCCCCAAGGCGGCUCGCAACCCAAACUGGUGCCGCCUCAAACCCUCAAAGAGCGCGCCUUUCGCUCCCAAACCCUGCAACAACAAGCGCAACGACAUCCGAAACAAUAUACCGACACCGACGCCAGCAGACAAAAUACCCACUACGCCGAAGACGACCAGGCGUUCUGGCAGAACGAGUUCGACAACCGUCUCAACGGCCUUGGGAUCCGCAACGGUCCCGAACGAUUCGAAGUUCGCCGUGGCAAGACCGUUCCCCGGCCUGAUUCCACUCUACAACGUCAACUCUCUCCUCCCCACGACUCCGACGACCCGGAAGCUCCUCCCUCCGGAGAUCUUCCUCCUCGAAACCCACGACGACUCAACCCUCACGACUGGCGCCCAACUUCCUCCAUCUACGGCGACAACGAAACCAACGACCAUCACCACCCGCCCCCUGUACCUUCCAAGUCAAAGACACCUGCCAGAGACAUGUACGGCCGUCCCACAGGCCUCGACAUCUCCCCGCCCAGCUCGCCUGACAUCAGCGCUGCAAAAUACGGAGGGUAUCACGAAGAUGUCUCACCCAUUGACGACAGUCCCGAUCAGUCUCAGCAGGAGCUGCUCCACGAUGCUAGAGACACUUCUCCGCAGGCGCCCCGGAGCCAUAUCCCGACGAUGCGUCGCGAGAAGCAGAGCGAUGCCGUUCAGCAUCCUUGGGAAGCAGUCCCUAGUGCGAUCAGAGGGCCCACCGCAGGCCGUCCAGAGUUCGGACUCACUACCACCGUCACCGGGCCCCAGGUCCAUCGAUCUGGCAACCCUGCAACAACAUUUGGUCAGCGCAUGCGACAACUCACCAGAGGAAAGACGGAGCCCGUGGAGAGUCGGCCUCCGUGGAAUGGAGCAAGCGGCCGUGCACCACUCGUUGAGCCUGUCCGGGAUGAUUUAGCCGCUCCACCUCUGAAUAUUGGACGUCGAAAUAGCAAGCGUGGCGCGCGGACUGGUGGUGUGUCGCCUGAAACGUCCAAUACCGCGGCCGCAACUGUCCGAAGAUUGCUGCCCUCCAGGUCCAACCAAAAGCUCAAGGAGACUUCCAAAACACCUUCUCCAGAGCCUAGUUCGCAUAUGGCCCCCUCCCACGCAUAUCCCAGCCCUCCCUACAACGACUCUCCAAUUUCGCAGUCUCACCCCCCUGCCUUGGCGAGCCACCCCGCGCAGAUACCCCCCCGCCUCGCUCCCAAUCUACCUGACCCGAACAAGGCCAUCAGGAGAAAGCCGUCGCCGUCGACUCAUGUUCAAUCUCACAACCCGCAUCACUCAACUUCUAGCUCCGUUUAUACGGCCUACACUGACCAGAGCGUGGCGACAUACGUCCCUCACCUGUCUACGGCAGCGCCGACGAGUCCCUUCACAGCUGAGGACCCCUGGGUGCCUCCACCCUCCCGUUUCAGCGUCACCACGUGCAACACAGUAAUUCCAGACUCUCCUCGAUCAAUCGACGAAGACCGCCCUCCGAUGCCUCCGAUGCCUCCUGCGCAGCAGCAGCUCCCUUCAGUGAUGGACCGUAGGAGGCCUGUUCCUGGAAACGAAAGCGCCAAGUCACCUACAGAUGAGCCCAUCGUCAUUUCCAUCAAGUCCACUCUUUCGUCGAGCAAGGCGGGAGCUGACCGGGCCAACGCUGAUCGUCCCAUUUCCAUCACGUCCACUACCAAGGCUCUCCCCCUCGCCCCUCCGGAGAUGCAGUCCGCAAACGACCGUGUUGCAUAUCUCAACGCUCGGCUCGAAAGCUUAGCCCAUCGACGGACCAACAUCAACAGGGGUAUCAAGCAAAUGACGGAGUUGAUGCCAACGGACAACUUGAUGUCCAGCACCGAAGUUUUGCGCAAGCGAGAGAUCGAGAAACAAAAGGUGGAGGAUCUCAAGGAAGAGCUGUCAGAGAUUCAGAGAGAGGAAUAUGAUUUGGGCUUGAAACUCUACCGGGCCAACAAGCGUCUGGAAAGAGAGUCUGACUUCGAGGGAUCAGCACUCUGGGUAAGGAGGGCCACAGGCUGAGGGAGGUCGGUUGGCUAUGUUUGAACACUGUAUUGGCGGUUAAAUGGGGAAUCAAGGGUCAACUCUUGGGGGCACUAUGGACACGGCGUUAGGGUUUCUCAUGCAUAGCAGGGGAGUCUAUUCAGUUCCAUUCUUGUUUUGUUAGCGUUAUAUCCGCCCUGCUGGCCUGGCGAUGUUUCAGAUGAUACCUAGAUGUCUCGGGGUCAACUCGAGCCGGUUGAGAAUUGAAGAUGUAUUAGCC